AUGUUUGCUGAAAAUACCGUCCGUAGAGCAAUGGGGUUCAAUGCAGUUUCCUUCUAUAUUUUCUGGGGUAUCCACGAACCCAAGAGGGGAGAAAUAUCGUUUGAAGGCUUCCGCGACCUGCAGCCUUUCAUUGACGCCGCUAAGAAAGCAGGGAUCUAUUUGGUUGCUCGUCCUGGCCCCUAUAUCAACGCUGAAACUACUGGUGGUGGAUUCCCUGGAUGGGGUACUUACACCCCCGGCAUUUGGAGAACCUCUAACACAACAUACCUUGACGCUUACGCCGGCUAUGUCAAGGCUGUUGGAGCGACGUUAGCAGCCAAUCAAAUUACUCAAGGAGGUCCAAUCAUUUUAGUUCAGUCUGAAAAUGAAUACAGUGGAUUCCAAGCACCUUAUACGGAAGAUUUCGUUUAUGAAAGCAAAUUAAUGCAAGCCUUCUUAGAUACUGGAAUCACUGUUCCAAUUACUACUAAUGAUGCUUGGGCUGGUGGCCAUUAUACUACCGUCGAUGUUUAUGGGUAUGAUUCUUACCCAAACGGGUUUGAUUGCUCCCACCCGAACACAUGGGCGUCUAAUGCAGUCCCAGACUCGUUCUGGGAUGCGCAUAUGUCAAUCAACCCCGAGGACUUGAAUGCGGUUUACGAAUUCCAAGGAGGUGCAUUUGAUGGCUGGGGUGGAUCCGGAUACGACACUUGCGCCAUUCUUACUGGAACUGAAUUCGAAAGAGUGUUUUAUAAGAAUGAAAUUGCGAUGUCGACGACCUAUCUCAAUCUGUACAUGAUUUAUGGCGGUACAAAUUGGGGAGGCAUUGCUCACCCUGGUGUAUAUACCUCAUACGAUUAUGGAUCUGCCAUUGCAGAAGAUCGAACGUUGCGCGAAAAAUUCUACGAGUUGAAGUUGCAAGCUAACUUCUUGGCCGUCUCGCCUGCCUAUCUUACAACCAGACCCCAGAACAUAGCCACGUCCCAAGGAGCAUAUACGGGCAACUCGGCGCUUAAAACCACCCAGAUUCUGGAUGUUGUUGGCAAAAAAACAGGGUUUUAUGUCGUUAGGCAAACUGAUGCGUCGACAAACGCUGUACAAACAUACACAUUGACUUUGCCUACCAGUCUGGGAACCUUGACCGUACCAACGCUUGGAGGUUCCUUGACUCUGACAGGCAAAGAUUCGAAGAUUCAUGUUGUCGACUAUACUGCCGGCUCUACAACUCUUCUCUAUUCAACAGCUGAAAUCAUGACCUGGGCAACCAUUGACGGCCGUGACAUAAUUCUUGUGUAUGGAAAUGCCGGAGAACUACACGAAACAGCUAUUAAAUUUGCGUCAGCAACUGCGCCUGCUGUUAAAGUUCUUUCGGGAAGCGGUACGCUCAAACAGAAAGUAUUGAAUGGCGGCGCUCUAGCUUUACAAUUUACAACAUCCGGUCAAACUGUCGUCCAAGUUGGAAGUGACACACUCGUCUAUAUUCUAGAUCGUGCCAAUGCAUAUCAAUUCUGGGUUCUUCAUCCCCCGACCAGCGGUGCUUUGGCGCAGUUCAGCACCGAAAAUCCAAUCAUCAUUAAAGGAGGGUAUCUCAUUCGUUCUGUCAACAUCAAUGGAGGAACCUUGGCUCUGACCGGAGACCUUAACAACACUGCAAGCUUUGAGAUCAUCGCACCCGCUGCACAGUCUCGAGCUCUAACUUUCAAUGGAACCCCCUUACCACUGAGCAAGACUUCGUACGGCACCUUGACUGCGAAAAAGACUGUUACCUUGCCUCCUGUUUCCCUACCCAAUCUAUCUACACUUCCAUGGAAAAUGGCGGACAGUUUGCCAGAGAUUACAUCUACAUAUUCGGAUGCUCUUUGGACAGUUGCCAACCACACGACCAGUGCCAACCCUACGCAAUUGUCGACGCCUGUGUCCCUAUAUGCAGGCGACUAUGGGUACCACACUGGAAAUAUCCUUUGGAGGGCACACUUCAACGCGACAGGAACUGAAACGGCGUUCAAAGUACAUGUCAUCGGUGGUGCUGCCUUUGGUUACUCAGUGUGGCUGGAUUCUACUUUCAUUGGAUCAUGGGAGGGCAAUGCCGUCCAAAGUGACCAUGAAGGCACAUUUUCGUUCUCGACGGCCCUUGCAAAAUCAUCCAAUCACAUCAUUACAAUCUUACAGGACCAUAUGGGAUUGGAAGAAGAUUGGGUUGCUGCGAGCGAGACAUUUAAGACCCCACGGGGUAUCCUAAGCUACUCCUUUGUGGGAAGCCCAUCUACAAAUGUCAACAUUUGGAAGGUCGCUGGCAAUCUGGGCGGAGAAAAUUAUGCUGACAGGACCAGAGGACCGUUGAACGAGGGCGGUCUCUUCGCUGAGCGUCAAGGCUUCCACCUACCUGGUUUCAACGACGCUUCGUGGACUUCAGGUAAUCCAACGACAGGCAUUUCGAAAGCGGGAGUAAGCAUAUUCAGAACUGAAUUCAAUCUGUCUGUACCGCAAGGCGUCGACUAUCCCAUUGCCAUCGUGGUCACAAAUUCGACCACCAAUCCUCAUUUCAGAUCACAGUUCUACGUCAAUGGCUACCAAUUCGGCAAAUAUGCCCAAGGAAUUCUUAACUAUCAAGGAGAAAACACACUAGCUGUUUCGCUUUGGGCUGCAGGCGCCGGAGGAGCCAAGCUUGACUCUUUAAAAUUGGCAUUGACAGCGCAAGUUGAAAGUAGUAUGGCCCCGGUCGUAAACCAGCCCUUGACCCCAUGGGCGCCUCGACCCGGUGCGUUUUAA
Messenger RNA from Psilocybe cubensis, 2748 nucleotides. RefSeq lists its product as uncharacterized. The record is from RefSeq and is a predicted model, not a curated record. Bases 1 to 2748 code for a protein of 915 amino acids. Gene Ontology annotation, cellular component: vacuole. The transcript is spliced from 18 exons. Gene Ontology annotation, biological process: carbohydrate metabolic process. Gene Ontology annotation, molecular function: beta-galactosidase activity. NCBI's taxonomy places the organism in Eukaryota, Fungi, Basidiomycota, Agaricomycetes, Agaricales, Agrocybaceae.